This is a messenger RNA of Meleagris gallopavo (turkey), 1021 nucleotides long. The record is from RefSeq and is a predicted model, not a curated record. Lineage: Eukaryota; Metazoa; Chordata; Aves; Galliformes; Phasianidae.
GUGUGCUGUGCAUGGCUGCAGAACUGACCAACGUGGGGAAUGCAAGCGGUGUGAAGGAGUUCAUUCUCAUCGGCCUCUCUGACGGUCAAGGCGUGCAGGAGGUGUACUUUGUGAUGUUUCUUUGCUUCUAUACAAUUAAUGUGGCGGGAAAUCUGCUCAUUAUUGUCACCGUGAUUAGCAGCCAGCAUCUGAACUCCCCCAUGUACUUCUUCCUUUGCUACCUGUCCUUUGUUGACAUCUGUUACUCCUCCGUCACAGCUCCCAAAAUGAUUGCUGACUUCCUUGUGGAAAACAAAACCAUCUCCUUUGUGGGCUGCAUAGCACAGCUCUUCGGGGUCCAUUUCUUUGGCUGCACGGAGAUCUUCAUCCUCACAGUGAUGGCCUACGAUCGCUACAUGGCCAUCUGCAGACCUCUCCACUACUCCACGCUGAUGACCAGGCGCGCGUGCGGCCGCAUGGUGCUGUGCUCAUGGCUGGGAGGCUGUGUGCAUUCCGCCGUGCAGACUUUCCUGACUGCUCAGCUCCCCUUCUGUGGCCCCAACAAAGUUGACCACUACUUCUGUGAUGUCCACCCCCUGCUACGGCUGGCCUGCACCGACACCUACGUGGUCGGCGUCACCGUCAUCGCCAACAGCGGGAUGAUAGCUCUGAGCUCUUUCUUCAUCCUGGUUGUGUCUUACGUAGUGAUCUUGGUCUCCUUGAGAAGUCAGACAUCCGAAGGACGGCGCAAGGCCCUCUCCACCUGUGGGUCCCACAUCACCGUGGUGGUUCUGUUCUUCGGGCCAUGCACGUUCACCUACAUACGCCCAUCCAGUGACCUCUCGGAGGACAAGAUCGUGGCACUGUUUUACACCAUCAUCACCCCCAUGCUGAACCCCCUCAUCUACACACUGAGGAAUAAAGAAGUAAAGAGUGCCAUGAGAAAAUUGUGGGGUAGAAGAAUAGAAAGUGAAGAGGGAAAGGUGUAGAACCGCGGUCAGUUUUCCCAGAGGAUCUUUCACGAUGAUAUAUUUGGUCAGCA